AAAUAGUACAACAUAGAUCUAGAAAAUUAAUCCUGAUUUGAAAAACGCAUAAAACGUAAAAAAACACCCGGAACCUAACCUCUGCUUUGUAAGUAUUAGAUUUGCACAUUAGACGAGUUUGCUGUAAAAUAUCCGGUUAUGAGUUUUGAACUUACUUCCCUCUAUUCUAUUGAUAUUUCCAGUGCUUGUUACCUUGUACACCUACCUAACUUCGGUACCUACAGACGGCACCUAUGUUGUGAUGGAGUUUACUGUGUCCGGCAAGUUCUUCUACGCUCGCCGAUCGCGCAAGCAAUCAGACAAGGUUUUUCUGAGGGAAGGAGGUUUUGAUCCAGAAAAUCCCGAAGACAUCAAGACAACCGCUGACCCUCGAGUGUUCCUGAUGAAACCCUCCGGUGGUCCGACUGGUGACGUCAUGUUCGCCUGGCAUGGCCUUGCCAGCCGCGUCAUCACUGUGGACCCACAAAGGUCCGCUGAACUCAUGCCCGAGGGGGAUUGUCCUGGCGGAGUGGAGGCGCAGCUGUUUCGUCUUCGUUCCCCCCAACUCCGCCGUUCGGAGAAUGUCGAUUCUCUGGAGGUUGUGGAGUAACCAUCCAAACCGCUAGGAGGCGCUGAAAAGCUGAUCAACGCCAAGACCAGGGAAAACAGCUCUCUGCCAAGAUAAAGUCGGCGUCGCUCUCUUAAGAUGAGGCAUGAUAUCGUGAUAAUUUGACACAUACAAGGGAUACAAAUUUUUAUUUAUAAGUCCAAUGCACAUCUUGUUCAUUAUUACAAAUUUCUAAUGUUCUGACAUACUUUCGUAUAUGAAGAAUGCAAGAAAAGAUGGCCUAAUUAAUUCAGGUCACUAGCAUUUCUAUAAUCGUUUCCAAACGGCAUGGACGAAUUUCGAUACUUCAGAGACACGACAGAAGAAUGUAAAAAGUAACAAAUCAAGCUCCUCUCUUUCUGAUAUUUUUAUUCCUGACAAUUGUAUAUCACAACCCAGAAAUAUUAUAGCGAGACAUAACAAUAAUAGUAACAGGCGGCUGUUUGCUGUGUUUGCUUAUGGCGUUUGAUUAGGGAUUCCUGAGAGUCUGGAGUUGUUUGAAAUAACUCUAUGCCAGUUUGAUCCUUACAUAUUUUGUUAACAUUGCUGUAGAUGAGCCGUGACUGUAUCUAAAAUCUACUUACUAUGACUUAAGCCUCAGUGGCAGUUCAGGAUUGUAUUAAUCGGUUCCAGUGGUAGUAUAGAGGGUUUUGCUUACGUGAACAAUCCAGUCAUGUUUCCCGAUAUUGCAUGACUCUGGUAUUGUUUGCUAAGUUGAUCUGCUUGUCGUGUGUUGAAGUGUAUCCCUAAUUCACAAGUACAAUAGAAU
Molecule: messenger RNA, 1355 nt
Organism: Branchiostoma floridae (Florida lancelet)
Lineage: Eukaryota; Metazoa; Chordata; Leptocardii; Amphioxiformes; Branchiostomatidae
Exons: 3
Coding region: 242-589 (115 amino acids)
Source: RefSeq, a predicted model, not a curated record